Theobroma umbraticum is the source of this 4613-nucleotide messenger RNA. RefSeq lists its product as uncharacterized. The record is from RefSeq and is a predicted model, not a curated record. Gene Ontology annotation, molecular function: DNA binding. Lineage: Eukaryota; Viridiplantae; Streptophyta; Magnoliopsida; Malvales; Malvaceae. Gene Ontology annotation, biological process: DNA repair.
GUCAUAAAUUAGGGGAAAGAGAAGAGCUAUCAAAGCAAAGCAUGAAAUGAAACACUCUUUCUCUUUCUUUCUUUCUCUCUCUCUCUCUCUCUCUCUCUCUUCGAGCGGGAAAAAUGUAAAGCCUUUCUCUUUCUAUAACCUCAUCUUCACCCUUCACCAUAGGUACAACAAGCCUUCACCUCUCUUCAACUAUCAGUUUCUUCUUCUCUUUCUCUGUCUGGGUCUUUUCCUUUUUUCUCGUUUCCUUUUUAGUCUAAUUUCAGCUUGCCAAAUUUCUUUGCUUGUUUUCUUUCUUUUUCUUCAUCUUCUUUCGAAGAUGAGUUUUUGACACUGAUUUCUCUCUGGAUACGUGCAUCUUCUCUCAAGAAUUAGCAUGGCUGUUGUUUUUGAAGGCUUUUCCAUCCGCGAAUAUGCUUCCAAAAUGAGAAGCAUCGACGUGGUGAAAUGCUGGCCGUUCAGUGGAGCUGCUGCUUCUUCUUCUUCUUUAGAUGAUGAUGAUAAUGGUAACAGUAAGAUAAACAAACAAACCAUGGAAUCUCUUCUCCCUCCGAUCACAGUCACCAAAUUCCGCUGGUGGUCCGAAGAGCUUGAUCGUCUCAAAUCAACUGAAUUAGCUAACAUUCAAAGCAGCAGCAGCAACAUGGAAAACAAUAAGCUUCAAGAAGCACAACUGAGAAACCAAAGUAACUUGUUGCAAGUAUAUCUUCAUGUGGAGGAGAAAUCUGAUGAGAGAUUAGACAUGUUGGAAUGUCCAGUUUGUGGGGCAUUUGCUGCUUCCACAGUGAAUGCGUUGAACGCUCAUGUUGAUAGCUGCCUUGCUCAAGCAUCUAGAGAAGAGAGGCGCCAAAUGAGGAUGGCAAUCAAGGCUACCAAAUCAAGAACCCCCAAGAAACGAUCCAUCGUUGAGAUUUUUGCUGCGGCUCCACAGAUCCACAAGGUUGAGGAUGCUGCUGAUGAUAACAAUUUGCUGGAUGAAGAUGAAAAUGGCAGUUUCAAGAGCGAGUUGAAUUGCAAGAUUGAGAGGCCAAAGAAGAAAGUCGCAAUCGUGAAAAAGUUGAUGAAGAAAAAGAGGAAGAUGAAGAAGAGUAAGAAUAAGAAUAAAAAGAAAGAUGGGCUCAUUGCUAACGAGGAGAAUGGUAGCAAGCUGAAGCUGCAAAUUCCAGUCAAUUUCAAUAGAAAACCAAAUAAUACAUUGUGCAAUAGGGGCUCAAAUGCUGUUUCUAUCCUUAGAAAGAAACCAAGUCUCAAAUGCCUGUCUGCAAAGAAGAAAAACAAGGUUGUUCAAGCAUCCAAGCCAAUUGUAGAGCAUGAAAAGCCAAUUUCUGCUGUUCGUGGCAUUCUCAAGAAUCCCCCAAAAAUUAUUUCUGGGCAAAAUGCAGCAAUGUGCAAUGUGAGGGCCACUUCUCAAGCGAGUACCUGUGGUGUUCAACAUUCAGCCAGGCAUGUCCGUUUCUCAGGUCAGGAUGGCAUGCUUGGUCCCCAUAAGAAACAUGCUACUUCAUUUGAGAAAAGCAUUUGCCACAUUGAUUUGGAUUCAUUUGAUCUGUCAGAAAAAGGCUGCUGGAUUGAAGGUGAUAAAGAAUUCCCUGCUAGAGAGAUAAAUGGAAGUGAUGAUGAAGGUGUUUCUUUUAGCACAGGAAAUGGAAUUGGGGUGCAAUCUAUGAUGGAGAAGCAACAGUUGCCUGAUAUUCACUGCAAUGUUGAUAUACCGAAAUUUCUCAGACCACAUAUCGUUGAACAAGAAAAAGCAAAUCAUUUUUCAGAUAAAUCCUUGCCCACAGGUCAAGUUGUAGUAGAUUCUGGUAAUUUGCAUAUGUCUAAUCAAGGAAAUCAAACUGCAUUACAUAACCCUCUGUAUACUGGAGUUCCUAGACUCUUCUCUUCAGUGAAAGAAGUCCAAAAUCCUUUUAUCAAUUCUCAAGUGUGUGGUGGUGCUUCUACAGCUUCAAAUUACAGUUCUGUGUUUGUUGAUUAUUUUGGAGAUCACACCCAGGAAGUUGCAGCUAUAAGUUCUACGGCAACUGCAAGGGCAUCUUUGCAGCCUUCAUCAUCUGGUUUUGCUUUGAGUAAAAAUGUAAAUGAAAGUGCUCCAUUUACAUCACAAUUUGCCUCAGAAAAUGUUUCAGGCCAUGCUUUGUCUCAUCAGCCUUUAUAUCAUUUGUCUCCUAUUGAAUUGAUGGGGAGGUUAGGUCCCUUUCCAGAAUGGAAACAGAAGGCGGUUGCAUUCAGAGAGAAGUACAGGGAUGAGGAAUUUUUUGGUUUGCCUCUGAAUUCACAAGGUGAACUAGUACAGGCAAAGUCAACUGGAAAAGGAGGAUUUAACCAGCUAAAGAAAUCAACUCCAGCAUCAGGCUCUUCCAAUAGCAUUAGCAAUCUUGUCUUGCCAAUGAGAAUAGAUGAUCAUUCACUUAUGAAAGGGAAGCAUUUUAUCGGAAGUGCACUUCCAAAUAAUCAGUUAAGUUUGUUUCCUGCACAGUAUCACAUGAAAGAGAAUGCCACUGUACAUUCACCAGCUAGAUUAGGGGCUACCCAAUCGCAAGGCCCUAGAAAAGAAGAUGGAUAUCGUCUAAAUUCUGAUAGGAGAUGCAAUCGCUCUGUCUGCUUGAUGGAUUCAGACCUAAAUCUGACGAACAUCUCUUUCAGUGGAUGUGGGCAAUAUGACCAGUUUCAGAACCAAAAGGAGAAGGGUAUUACUCGUGCAAAGGAAAAUGCAGACAAGAUGCACCUGAAUAGGCCUCCUCCAACAAUGCGGUUGAUGGGAAAAGAUGUUGCAAUUUGUCGAAGCAGUGAUGAGAGGCAAGGAUUUGCAGAUGGAAAGGUCUGGACUCAUAAAGAAAUCAUAAGAGAGCACCAUCCUCAAGGUACUGUCCUUCAGAAUUCCUAUGUUGAUAGACAUUUUACGCAAGACUGGCUUUUGAAUCCAGCAUCAGGAAAGUUUAAAGAAGCUCCUGAUCAAAGAUUCGAAAUAGAGAGCAAUCAGGCCUUUCCCAGCAACGUAUUCAUGAAGCCCCUUGAGUCUAAUUUCCUUCAGCCGGGCCUCAACUGGCAAGCAAAUCCGGAAUUCCAUAAUAGCAGCCUUACAAUUGCAAGAAAUCCUAAUCCAAACUCACACCAUUUUGCCCAUUCACCCACUUCCCAUGCUAUUUUUGAAAAUGGAGCUGACUUCCAGGAGCCUUUUAUAUCCAGAAACGAAAAUUUAAGAGUUAGCUCUCAACUUUCCUCAGCAUCUACUUCACACAGAAUUUAUCAGAAUAUAAAUGGGAGUUCUGUUGAACACCAAUACAAGCAGAAUCCUCAGAAUGCUGUAAAAUCAUCUUUCAACUUUCCGUUUUUGCACCCAGAUCAGGGUGAACAUGUCCAACCAUCUUGGUUUAGGGGCUCCUCAAAGAGCCUGAUCCCAUGGUUGUUACAAGCAACGCAGCAAGUGAAGGCACCUUGUACACCUUCUCAACCUUUUCCUGAUGAUGGUGGUCGACGUCAUCCCCAUCCUAUGGAGACUAGUUUUCUUCCCAACCCUUUGGUUCCUCAUUUGCCAAUAGUUUCUUAUGAUCACAACCCAAUGAUCUCUCACUCACACAUGGAAAGUCCAGUUGGGCAACCAUAUAUAGCUCACUCCCCACUCAUUCCAGCCCUUCCUGGAAUUAAACCAUCUUCUUCUGUUAACAUGAGCCACAGGAACAGAAUCAAGUUCAAAGACAGAAUGAAGUUAAAAAGUGCUGGCAUUCAAGACCCUGAUAUUUGCCAGAAGACAAGGAAGAGGCCUAGAGCUAAAGAAGAUUGUCCAAUGAAGCCCACUAAGAUACCUAGUCUAGGAAUUCAAGAUAAAUCAAGAGCUGCAACUCGGUCAACAAGAGAAAAUUUCUUUGAUGACAUUCAAUGUAACAUGGGGUCACCUGAAAUUGACCCUUACAGGGAUGAAGCUGGCCUUGUAGGAUGGAUUCCAAAUGAGCCUAGAUGCAAUGGGUUUGGAACUUCAGCUGGAAUUGAUUCUUCUAAAAUUGACGGUGUGACAAGACCAGGUCCUAUUAAACUUACUGCUGGGUUGAAGCACAUCCUGAAACCCAGCCAAAAUGUGGAUCAGGAUAACUCAAGGUUGAUCCAUUCAACUAUCCCUUUUGCAUCAGUGACUGGUUGUGGUAACAUUUUGGAGACUCAGAAGAAAUCAACAAAGAUUUACAGGUUUUAGGGGACUGUCUACUAGCCCAGCAGGAUAGAAGACUGCUUGUAUUUGACUGCUCUUUGCUUGCAAGUUCCCAGGAGUCAUUGAAAGGAUGAAAUCAGCUUUCAUCCAUUUGAUGCCAGCUCCAACUAGUGAGAUUAUACAAUUGACAUAAAGAGCAAAAACCAAAAGAAAAUCACCUGUAUUUACAAUCGAAGGGCCGAGGAUCAGUUACUACAUCAUGUUAUAAGCUUCCAAGGUUUUUUUUUUCCCUUUUUUCCGAGGUUUCUGAAUCUGGAAUUUGUAAUCCAAUGUUGUAAAAGUGGGUUUAUGCUUCGUUAGUGAUACCCUAAAAAGUUGUUUCACUGACCCUUUUCUUCCUGAAAUUGUCUGUAGUCAUAUGUGAAGCAUAUAUUAUCCAAUGUAAGGCUAAUCAUAUAUGUCGAAAACUGAA